UCUGACUUGGAUACAAUGGGAAACUUCAGUGGGGAAAUGCCAGCUCCUGAGCAGAGCCCAGUGAUGGAGGAUGGGCUUCUGCUGACCACUCGACAAGGUUCUGCCGGCCACAACAUGGAAACUGACAACACUGCCAACAACAUCCUGGCCUCCGUCAAAGAACAGGAGCUCCAGUUCGAGCGGCUAACCAGGGAGCUGGAAGUAGAGAGACAGAUUGUGGCCAAUCAGCUGGAAAGAUGCAGACUUGGGGCUGAAUCACCAGGGGCUGGUAGCAGCAGCUCAUCUGAGAAGUCCCUGCCUUGGAGAACUGCAGAUGCUUCCACCUCAGGGGACACGAAGUCUCGGAUGACUGACAGCACACAUUCGCCCAGCUACCGCAUCAGGACUGAGUCAGAGCAGGUGUCACUGUACUCCCCAGAGCAGUCCUCGCCCUAUGAAAGGUCUGCAUUGAAUUCACGGGGCUCAACUCAGUUAAACUCCUAUUCGGAUAGUGGCUACCAGGAUGCCAGCAGCGGCUACCUCAACAGUCAAAACCUGGGCAAGACAGAGCUGAGAAUGCAGCACUCCUUCCCUGGCACGGGCACUGGCACUCUGGUGAGAAAUGCCAGGGCAGAGGGACAGGCUUCAGCCCAGGUUCCAACAGGCACAGCAGCAGUGCCUGGCCGUGCUGUGCGGAGGGUAAGCUCAGUGCCUUCUCGUUCUCACUCACCAGCCUACACGACCAGUAUGUCCCCCUCCCGCGGCUCCCUGCGUGCUGCGGUUGGCAGCACAUACGGCUCCCCUAUUGUAACGGAACCAAAACCACUCUCCAGCGUCUUCUCUACCACCUUGCCCUCUCCCCAGCGCACCAGCACCACCGGUGAUGGUGGGAGUGGCUCACCUUACUCCACCCAAAAAGACUCCCCUGCAGUCCUUCGACGGAUGGGUUCCGCCAACUCUCGUGUGGGCAACACCAGCCGUACCACCUCACCAUACCAGGGCUCUGCGGGGUCAUCGUCGGGCCGUAUGGGCUCGCCUUUGACCAUAGUGGACAGUGUCAACCCUCCGCUGACCAAGCAGCCCACUCACUCAUCCCCUCCGCUCAGGGCUAGCAUGACGGCCGUGCCCCAACACUUUAGCUCCACUCUCCCACGUUCUGUACAACAAAACACUGACCUGUAUGGAACCCAGAGUUACGACAUCUAUGAGAGGAUGACACGACCCGACAACCUCACAGAUGCCCUGGUUGAUGAUGACAUUCAAGGACUACGGAGCUCUUAUGCCAGUCAGCAUAGCCAAAUGGGCCAGGACUUAAGGUCAGCAGUCUCCCCAGACCGCCACAUCGCUCCAAUCUAUGAGGAUCGUACGUUCCAGGGUCCACUGUACCGCAGUCCCAACCACGUCACGCAGGGGACACUCUACAGGAGCACCUCAGGCGUGGGAAGUCUCCAGAGGACGUCCAGCCAGCGCAGUGCUAUGACCUACCAAAGAAACAACUACGCUCUCAAUACUACCGGCACCUACGCUGAUCCGUAUCGCACCACCCAGUACCGGGGCUCCGAUGCCUGUUACACUCGCCACGGUGUUGUCAUGGAUGAUCCUACGCGAUCACCCUCCGUAGACAGCAUACAGAAGGAUCCCAGGGAGUUUGCGUGGCGUGACCCAGAGCUCACAGAGGUGAUUCAUAUGCUUCAACACCACUUUCCCUCAGUGCAAGCCAACGCAGCUGCCUACCUGCAGCACCUGUGCUUUGGAGAUAACAGAGUCAAGACUGAGGUGUGCCGACUCGGAGGAAUUAAACACCUGGUGGACCUACUGGACCACAAGGUCCUUGAAGUUCAAAGGAACGCUUGUGGAGCUCUGAGGAACUUGGUCUAUGGCAAAGCUAUGGACGACAACAAGAUUGCUGUGAGAAAUGCAGGAGGCAUCCCAGCUCUGCUUCGCCUGCUGAGAAAAACUGUUGAUGUAGAAGUGCGUGAACUUGUCACAGGGGUGCUGUGGAACCUGUCGUCAUGUGACACUGUCAAGAUGACAAUCAUCCGGGACGCCUUAACGACUGUGACCAACACUGUGAUCAUCCCUCACUCAGGAUGGAGCAGUUCUACCUUUGACGAUGACCACAAGCUGAAGUUCCACUCCUCUCUGGUGCUGAGGAACACCACAGGCUGUUUGAGGAACCUGAGCUCUGCUGGGGAGGAGGCCAGAAAACAGAUGCGUGCUUGUGAAGGUCUGGUUGACUCAUUACUCUACGUCAUCAAAGCCUGUGUGAACACCUCUGAUUUUGACAGCAAGAUUGUGGAGAACUGCGUUUGCACUCUGAGGAACCUGUCUUAUCGUCUGGAGUUAGAGAUGCCACCAUCCAAGCUGAUGGGAGGUGACGAGCUGGAUGGUUUACUGGGCAGUGAGUCACCCAGUAAAGAGGUGGAGUCCAGCUGCUGGGGUAGGAAGAAGAAGAAGAAGAAAAAAAGCACACAGGAAGACUCGUGGGACGGUGUGGGACCCAUCCCCGGCUUCUCCAAGUCUCCCAAGGGUGCAGAGAUGCUGUGGCACCCUUCAGUGGUGAAACCUUACUUGACUUUGCUCGCUGAGAGCUCAAAUCCUGCAACUUUGGAGGGUGCUGCUGGAUCCCUGCAAAAUCUGUCAGCGGGCAACUGGAAGUUUGCAGCAUACAUCCGUGCAGCGGUGCGGAAGGAGAAGGGACUGCCGAUCCUCGUGGAGCUGCUGCGAAUGGACAAUGACCGGGUGGUGUGUUCUGUUGCCACUGCUUUGAGAAACAUGGCGCUGGAUGUCAGGAACAAGGAGCUUAUAGGGAAGUACGCCAUGAGGGACCUGGUCAACCGCCUUCCCGGAGGAAACACCACCCUGCUGUCAGAUGAGACUGUGGCGGCCAUCUGCUGCACCCUGCACGAGGUCACCAGCAAAAACAUGGAGAACGCCAAGGCCUUGGCGGACACGGGCGGCAUCGAGAAGCUGGUCAACAUCACCAAGGGCAGAGGCGACAGGUACUCCAUAAAGGUUGUUAAGGCCGCUGCUCAGGUGCUGAACACACUGUGGCAGUACCGGGAUCUGCGCACGAUCUAUAAGAAAGAUGGAUGGAACCAAAACCAUUUUCUCACUCCGGUGUCAACACUCGAGCGGGACAGAUUUAAGUCCCAGCCCACCCUCCCGUCCAGCACCAUUCAGAUGUCGCCUGUAAACCACCCUGCUGGAAGUGCCACAUCAUCUCCCGCCGUGCUGGGCAUCAAAGAGCAUCGAGACACAAUCAGAGAUUAUCAGCAUGCACAUUCAACUAUGCAAUUUUAUAAUUACAAAGGGGACAACGGCAUCCAUAAAAACCAGUACACAGUGCCUGGAAAGUCUUCUCCCUAUUACUACUCAUCGCCCACAAGAGAGGAGCCCAGAAGAACACAGCAUAUGUACUACACAGAGGAUCUGGGCAGAAGGAACUACGACACGUACAGAAUGUACCUGCAACAUCCUCAUGGCUACGAUGACCCUUACUUGGAUGAUGUGAUCACGUACCCGCCCACAGUCAGCUACAGCUCGCAGCCUCACGGACUGAAAACCACCACCAACUACGUGGACUUUUACUCCACCACGCGAGGGCCUACCUACAGGGCAGAGCAGUACCCUGGCUCACCUGACUCCUGGGUGUAGGUCUUUGUACAUCACUUAAGAGUCACGAUGCUCCUGUGCUUCAGCCGUGAGCUCGCUGUAGGAGGGGCAUCGUCAUCCUGUAGUGGAGCCAAAGAAUCGUGGAGCAUUUUACAAACAAGAAGAGAUAUGAACUCUGAUGAACUUUUAUAAGUGUUUGUUUUAAGUGUGUGUGUGUGUGUGUGUGUGUGUGUGUGUGUGUGUGUGUGUGUGUGUGUGUGUGUGUGUGUGUGUGUGUGUGUGUGUGUGUGUGUGUGUGUGUGUUCAACUGAGCGACGCCAGAAGGAGAGAUGGAAUGUGUGCCAAAGAAGGAAAUCAAGGAAUGUUUUUAUUCCCCUAAAGGAAGAUGGAAUCAUGCUGGGGCUUUUGUUGAGGGACAAAUCUGGACAGCAUCGUGAGCGACACGUGUCCUGCUCUGGCUAGAUGUUAGAUUUAUUUUGUUUACGAAUCUUGUAGCUGUGAUAGCGUGGUGAAGGUGUGAGUCAUGUGAUGGAGGGUCCGCGGUAAGAGUCAAGACUGGGAACAUGCACGUGCCGAAGCCAGAAUGGAUCAUGAACUCAUAUCUGUUAAAAAAAAAUAAAUAAAAGUGAACUAAUGCUGUUAGAUUGUACAGAGGGAUUAAAUUGUAUCUGUACUUCAUGUCAGAGUUGUGUAUCUCAUGGAGUCUUGUAUAUUUCUUUGGUUUUAUUGUAAAUACAGAAAAAUGACCUGGUUUACACUCAUCAACCGUAGUUGGAAAAAAAACUUGUGCCAUGAAAAACCUAUAGAUAUAUAAAUAUAUGAAGAAAUUUAGAGUUGUGGAAAAAAUAUACCAUCAUAACACAACCAUGCAAAACAAUAAAAGGUCAGUUUUGUUUUUUAGAUGA
This is a messenger RNA of Thalassophryne amazonica, 4499 nucleotides long. Its product is annotated as plakophilin-4-like. The record is from RefSeq and is a predicted model, not a curated record. The transcript is spliced from 23 exons. Gene Ontology annotation, biological process: cell-cell junction assembly; cell-cell adhesion. The coding region runs from base 16 to 3636 and encodes 1206 amino acids. Gene Ontology annotation, molecular function: cadherin binding. Gene Ontology annotation, cellular component: adherens junction; nucleus; plasma membrane. Lineage: Eukaryota; Metazoa; Chordata; Actinopteri; Batrachoidiformes; Batrachoididae.